Molecule: messenger RNA, 7418 nt
Organism: Paramecium pentaurelia
Lineage: Eukaryota; Ciliophora; Oligohymenophorea; Peniculida; Parameciidae
Source: the annotation of a GenBank genome assembly
AUGAAGGCUCAAGGAUUACAUAAAUUGAACAAUCUCUUAGAGACAGUUAAUUUGAGAAAUCAAGAAUUACUAUCAUAAUUACAAUCAGACUAUAAAUCAAGAGAGACAUCACCACCAAAACCUAAGAUUUUAUCAUCAUCAUAAAUAGAAAUGCAAUAAUUGGCAGAAAAAAACAAACAAUUAGUUGAAGAUGUAUUUAUUUAUUCUAUUUAUUUAAGCUUAACUUUUUGAAUUUAAGCUUUAAGGAAUUAAAAUUAGGAACAGAUGAAUUGAACUCUAAAAAUUAGUCACUCAAAAAACAUGUUAAAGAACUUUUGUAGACUCUUAAACAUAAGGAAGACGAACUUAAAAAAGCUAGAGAAAAACAAAAAAAUGGAGAAUAAAUUGAAGAAAAUAAAACUUAAGAAAAAUCUGUAAUUGAUUAUGCUAUUUACAUGGAAAAAUAAUUCUAGACUUUGGAAGAUAAAGUUAAAAAGUAUAAAAAGCUUUUAGAAAAGAAUGGAUAUGAUGAUUAAUUAGCAAAAAAAGUAUAGAUCUUAAUAAUCUAAGGUUGAAGAAUAAAAGAAAACUAUUUAGUAAUUAAUUUAAGAGAAGGAAGCAAUUAAGAAAGAAAAAGAAGAAAUAUAAAGCCAGAUAAAAAAUUAAAGGUCUGAUUUAGAACCUUAAUUAAAAAUUCUUAAUGAAUAACUUUAAAAUAAUGAGUAAUUACAUAUAUAGGAAAUCUAAUUAAAGAAUAGUAUGAUAGAAAAAUUAAAUAAUUAAUUGAUAAAGUUAAUGGAUAAUUAGAAAUAAUUAAAUGAAUCAAAAUCACAUAAUUAAAUAUUAUAAUCAAGAAUAACUGAACAAGAAAGAAAAUAUAAAGAUUUAGAUGAUUAGGCAAAACAUGUAAAUGGUACAGCUCUUGAAUAUUAAAAAUAAAUUUAAUAAUUAAAUAAAGAGAUUUAAAGCUAUAAAUAAUAAUUAGCAUAAUAAGAAGAAUAAUGCAAUAGAAUAAUUUAAUAAAAAUCAAAGGAAAUUAAUUAAGUGCAAUAAUAAUUAGAGUAAAAGCAUCUUGAAGAAACAUUAAAAAAGUAAUAAUAGAAUGAAUAGUAAUAUCGUUAAGUAAUAGAAUAAUUUAAUUAAUUAUAAAAUAAAAUUGCACUAUUAGAAGAUGAAAAUACUUAUAUUAAAUAAAAAUCAUUUAAAUCAUUGAAAAAUGUAGUACAAGAAUUAAAAAGAAUGAAAUUAGAAUUGUAAAAUAUUAAAAUGAUGGGAUAUUAUGAUAUUUCAUAAAUUAAUGAAUUAGAAUAAAUGUUAAUGAAUUAAUUAAUGUAAAAUAUAUCACAUUCUCAAAAGAAUUAAGAAUAUAUAUAAGAAAUAGUUUAAGAAAUGAGCUAAGAAUAAUCAUUAACAGAAAGAACUUAAAUAUAAAAUUAAUUAUAAUUGUAACUUAAUAAACAUAAAUAAUAUUUUAAGUUGAUAUUGGAAGAUUAAAAUAAUGGUGAGAUUAUAAAAUAAUAAAUUUUAAAUUCUUUAGGAUAAUUCAAGUAAUAUUUAUUGAAUAUUAUUUAAUAAUAAUAUCUAAAAUCUUUAGAUUUAUUAAAUAAUUAAAAAGAAGAUUAUUCAUCUUAAAUUGAUAGUUUAGUAUAAGAAUUAAAUAAUGUUAAUAAUCAACUAUUUGAAAUGUAACAAUAGAACACUAUUUUACAAGAAUAAUUAUAAUCUAAAUAGGAUGAACAUUAAUAUGAGAUGUAAAAUCUAUAAGGAUAAAUUGAUAAUUUAAAUUAAAUUAUAGAAGAAACUAAUUAAAAUUUAGAAAAAGAUAAUCAAAAUAAAGCAAUAAUUGAUCAUUAUCAAAAUCUGAUCUCACAAUUAGAAACAUAAUUAACAUAAUCAUAAUAAUAAUAUAAAACAUAAUAAUAAACAUUAAAUAUAGCAAUUGAACAAAAUAAUUCAAAAGAAUCUGAAUUAAAUGAUACAAAAUAAAAGUUAAACACACUUAAUUAGUAAUUAAAAUAGAAAGAGGAGGAUUUAAAGAUGUAAAAAUAAUUAGCUUAAACAAAAUCAACUAAAUAUGAUUAAGAAAAAUUAUUAACCCAAAAACUUCAAUAAGAAAUAGAAUCAUUUAAGACUUAAAAUAAAUAAUUAUAAUUAGACUUGAAUAGAUAGAAGGAUUUAAAUAAGCAAUAAUAAACAGAUAUAGGAAAACUAAAAUCUGAUAAUUAAUAAUUCAAAUAAUAAUGUGAAUAAUUAUCAUCUACAUAAUAAGAAUUAACUAAAAUUAAGUCUGAAUUUAGUAAGACUUUAUAAGAAAAGAAUACUUUAUAAGAAUAGUUUGAUGAAAUAAAAAAAUCACAAACAUUGUUAACUACAUUAAAUGAUAAACUAUAGGAAGAAUAAUUAAUUAAUGAUAAACUAAAAAAACAACUCUUUGAAUUAUAAUUAGAUUUUGAAAACUUGAAAGAGGAGAUGGAGAAUUCUAGUAAGGAUAAUGAAAGACUUAAAAAAUAAUUGUAAGAUUUGAAUAAUGAUUAUGAGAUAACACUUUAAGAAAAUUAAAUGUUAUAAGAAUAAAUUAUUUCUAAAGAUUAAAAUUUAAUUUAAUUAUAAUCCUAAUAGUAAGAGUAAAUUAAUUUGUUUUGUAGUUAAAAUAUAGAAUAAUCAGAUAUAAAAAAUAAAGAUUUGCAAAAUUUAAAUGAAACUUUGUAAUCCCAAAUCUAUGAUCUAAAAAUAUCAUUAGAAUAAGCCUAAGAAAAAAUAGGAGAAAAUUAAAUUUGUAUCUAAAAUCUUUAAAAGGAUUCAUCAAAACUUUAAUAAGAAAAUACAACAUUAAAAGAGUAAAUCUAAGAAUUUUAAAUAAAAAAUUAAAAUAUUUAAGAAAGUUUAGAUACUCAAAAGAAUGUUACUUAAAAUCAAGAAUUAUUAAUAGAAAAUUAAAAAUCAUAAUUAGCAUAAGAGUAGGUUAAUAACUAAAGAUAAGCAAUUUAAUUAUCAAAAUUGAAUACUCAAAUGGUAGAUCUUGAAUAAUAAUUAGAGAGUAAAGACUAAGAAUUAAAUUAAUAUAUAUAGUCAUCAAAUGAUCUCAAAAUUAAAAAUGAAUAAUUAGAAUAACAAUUAUUCAAACAAUCUUAAGAAUUAUAAAAUAGUAAGUCUCACAAUUAAAGUUAAAGUGAGAAUAUUUCUUAGCUUAAUGAUAUUAUUAAUCAUUUAAGAGAAACUGAAAAAUAAUUAUAAGAAAGUGUUAAAGAUAUGUAAAAUUAAAAAUCUCUACUUCAAAAAUAGAUAAAAGAAAAAGAAUAAUAAUUAGAGAAUAUACAACAAGAAAUUAAAAAUUUAAAUGCUUCAUUAUAGGCAGAAAAAAGUGAAAAUUAAACAUUAUCUGAUUAAAUUAAAUAAUUAUAAAAUGAAUUAAUUUAAAAAAUUAAUGAAACAACAUUAGAAAAUGAGAAAUAAUUAUAAUUGAAUAUUCAACAAUAAAAUAAUAAAAUUUAAUAAUAUGAAAUUUAAAUAUCAAAAUUAAAGUAACUUAAUGAAAAUAUAAAUAACAAUUUGUAGGAAUUAGAGAAACAAAAAUAAUCAGAUAAAAAUUAAAUUAUAGAAUUAAAUUAGAAUAUUUAGGAAUUGUAAAAUAAUUUGUAAUUACAAGUUUCUUAAAUAGAAGAAUUUAAAUCAUAGAAUAAUUAAAAAGACUAAUAAAUAUAAUAACUUUUAAUUUAAAUAGAAGAAUAAAAAUCUUAAAUUGAUAAUAUAAAUGUAUAAUUUUAGAAUGAACAAAAAAGACUUCAAGAAGAAAAUGUAAUUUUGAAUAAUACCAAUUAACAAUUAUAAAUUUAGGAAUAAUAACAAUAAAUAUAAAUAGCACAACUUAAAUAAGAUUAUGAAAAUAAAGUUGCAGAAUUAAACGAAUUGAAUAAUUAAAUUAUUUAGUUUGAAUAAAAUUAUCAAAAUGAAUUAUCAAAUAAUUAAACUAUAUAAAACUAAUUAAAUUAAUAGAGAGAAGAAAAUGAACAAAAUCAAUAAGAAUAAAAAAAUAGAUUGAUUUAAACUUAAUCUCUUAUUUAAGAAAUUGAUAUGUUGAAAUAGUAACUUCUUUUAAAUUAAGAAGAUAAUCUAAAUUUGUAAACAUAAUUGAAAGCAGUAAAUCAAGCAGAAUCAAAUAAUAGAGUUAUUGCUAAUUAAUAAGAAUAAAUAAAGAAUCAAAAGAUUUAAGAAUUAGAAAAUGAAAAUUAAGAAUCUUAAAAUUUAGUAGAGAUCUUAUAAAAAUAAAUUGUUUAAUUAUAGGAUGAAAAAGAAAAGGUUGAGGAGGAAUUAAAUGAAAGGAAUUUAUAAUUAGAUAAUUAUUCUAAUGAUAUUGAGGAGCAAAAAAUUCAAUUCUAAUAAAAAAUAUAAAAUUUGGAAUAAAACUAAUAAACUUUUGAGAUUGAGAAAUAAUAAAAUAAUGAUUAAAUAAUAAAUUAUUAAAAUAUAAUUGAAAAGUUAAAUUAGGAAAAUUUAUAAUUAUAAAAUGAAUUAAAAACCUUAAGUUCAAAUAUUUAGAUAGAUAUUGAUAAUCUGAAGUAAUAAUAAAUAGUUGAAAAAGAUGUUUAAUUAAAAUAAUAAGAUGAAGAAAUAAAAGAAUUAAAAGAAAAAAAUAUUUAAUUGAAUGAAAAAAUGAAAUUAUGUGAAGAAUUACAAAAUCAUAUUAAAUAAACAAAUGAAAAAUUUGAAGAAAAUAGAUAAAAAUUAUAAGAAUUUGAAAUUACUAUAAAUUAAUUAAAUCAAAGAAUAUAAACUCAAGAAUAAGAAUGUUAUGAGAGUUUAAAAAAAAGUAGAGAAUUAGAUGAUCGUUUGCUUGUAGCAUAAUCAGAGAAAAAUAGGCUCAUUUCCACUAUUGAUAAUCUUAAAGAAGAAAUUGCACAAAGAACCCAGAAUGAAUAAACAAUAUAAGAUGAAUUAAAAUAAUUUUAAUAAUAAGUAUUUAAAUUGAAAGAGGAAAAUAUAUUAUAAGAAUCAGAAAUAAUUUCAAAAAAUACAUAACUUAAUUUAUAAGAAUAGAAAAUAUCUUAAUUAAAUGAUGACAGAGAUUUAUUGAAAAGUCAAUUGAAUGAAGGUAAAGAUAUGUUAAAAGAUUUGUAAUCGAAGUUAGAAUUAUAAUAAUAAAGACAAUAGAAAUAUGAAAACUUAGUUAAGAAUGAGGAACUUAAAUAUUUAUAAAAAAUAGAAAAUUUAGAAACUGAUUUAUCUUCAUAGUAAGUAAAUUCAAAGUUAAAAAUAGAAAAUGCAAAAAGGAAAUUACGUUUAAUAUUAUUAGAAUUUGGUAAAUGCAAAAGAUAAUAGUAACAUUCAACUAAAUUAAUAUAAGCUUAAUUAGUAAAGUUUAAUGAAACUUAUAAAACAAUUUUGGUUAAAUUGGUAAAAAAACUUAGUGUGAUCAAUUCACAAAUUACAUAAUUGAAAUCAGAGCAUUAAGUACUAGAUGAUAUGUUAAGAGGAUAAGUUAAAAUUAAUCCAUAAAUUUAUAAACUGUUGAAUUAAAUAUAAUAAUAAUAAGAAUCAGUUAUCAAAGGUUUUAAAGAGAAAAUAUAAUAGUUAACUUCUUAGUAAGAAAAUAUGUUAUUUGCUGAUGAAAAUAGAAAAUAAGAAAUUUAAUCUUUAUCUACAGAUAGGAGUGAUUUAAAAAAUCAAUUAUAAGAGAUUAAUUAAAAAUUAUAAUAAUAAUAAUAAAUUAAUUUAGAAUUAAAAGAAGAAAUCUAAAGAUUAGAAAGUUAAAAUUUGUUAUAUUAAGGUCAAAUAUAAGAAAAGAAUAGUGCAAUAGAUUAAUCAAAUGAAAAAUGUAAGUUAAUACCAAAUCUCAAAAAUGAAAUACAAUAAUUAGAGUAAUAAAGAUAAAGAUAAUAAACUAUGAUUAAUGAAAUUCAGGCAAGUUUUUAAGUUACGAUUGAUCAUUAAUAAGAAUAAAUUUAAUCUCUUAAAGAACAAAAUAGAAAUUUAUUAUCUGGAUAGGAAAUUAAAACAUAAGAUAUUUAUUUAAAAUUAUAAAAGCAAGAAUAAUAAUUAAUUAAAGAGAAAUAAUUUAGUUAAUAAAUACUUGAUAAACUUUCAUCAAAAGAUGAGGAAAUACAAUAACUUUAAUUAUCAUAAAGAAAAAAUCUCUAAGAAAUAGAUGAUUUAAAUAAUGACAUUGAGGAUCUUAAUGAUAAAAUUGAAAAUCUUAAGGAUUAGGCAUAAAGAUUUUAAGUUUAUUGUUCUGAAAAAGAGGAAUCAAUUAGAAAUUUGAAAGAGACUGUCUAUAAUUAGAAUUUAUAAUUGGAAGAAAAAGGAAAAAAAUUAAAUUAAAUUUAAAAUGAUAAUGAAAUAUUAAGGAAAAAAUAUAAGGAUUAAGAAGAAGUAAUGAUGAAAAAUGAUAUAAAAUUUUAAAGAUAAAAUAAUAAAAUGGAAUAAAUAUAAAAGUUAAUUAAAGACUAUCCAAAAAUAAGUAAAGAAAUUAGUGAUACAAUAAAAAAUACAGAAGAAUUUUGUUUAGAAAGAUUAAAAUAUUUGACUUAAAUAUUUAUGAAAAAGAUUUAAACAUUAUAAGAGAAAAUUGAAGAAUCAGAAUCAGCUAAUGAAUAAGAAAUAUAAAAAUUAAAAAAAUAAUUAUAAUAAUAAUAAUAAUAAUAUGAUGAAAUGUUUUCAUAAACUUUAACUAUUAACAAUGAAAAUCCUGAUAUGAUGACUCAUUUUAAGGAAGUAUUGAAAAAUGCAAUAUAAGAAAGAGAUUAAUUUUAACAAGAAUUAAAAUAAAAGAAGGAACUAUUUGAUAAUGUUUCUGUUGAAAAUAAUUAUCUAAAAUUAUAAUUGUAAAAUUUAAAAGAUUAAUUGGAACAAAAAUGGAAUGAAAGUGCUAAUCAAAGUCUUGAUUUAAGUUCAAUUGACAAUCAAGAAAUAAGAAAGUUUGAACAUAGUUCUAUUAAUAAUGCAACUAUCAUUGAUCCUACUGUAUAAAGUGGACAUACUAAAAGUAGUUUAUAAAUAAAAGAAUUUUAAAAUUAGUUAGCCUAAUAAUUAUAAUAAUAAAAUGAAAAUAAUAAUACUAAAUUUUAUGAUUUAUAAUUAGAAAUAGAAAGUUAUAAAUUGGAAAUUGAGAAGUAUAAAAGCAAUUUAAUAGAUUAUUAAGAAGGAGAAAAAAAAAUGGUAAAGAUGAUAUCUGAUUUAAAAAGAGAAAAUUGUUAACUAUCAUAAACAAUUAACUAGACCGAUAUAAAGUCUUUGAAAUAAUAGAUAAAACAAUUACUUUAAUCUUUUCUUGUAUCACUAUAAAAUUAGUAAAUAUUAAUAAUUAUUUUUUAAGGGCUUUAGAAACAGAAGAUUACUUUAAAAUUCUAUCUAACAUGUUAGAACUAACAGAUCUGGAAAGAACAAAACUCUAAGCCAUAGUAAAUUAAAUGAAUCAAAAGAAGAAAGGGGGCUUAUUUAGAUGA